UAAUGGCUUACGUACGGAAGUCUGGCGGGGUGGAGAACAAAGAAAAAAAAGUGAAAAAAAAAACCAAAGAAAAACAGCCAGUAGAAGUUAAGAAUGAAAAGAUAGUCGCAAUUGAUGAUAGCGAAGACAUUUUUGCAGAUUCUGGAAGGGACUAUCAAGUUACUGUAGAUGAUGAAAAGUCCAAAGAGAAGGUUGCGGAUGAUGUUGCACCUUCGGUUAGUUCAGAAAUCGACAAUAGUGAUAAUAAUUACUUCGGUACGUCCGUGGCUGAGAUUGAAGACGAUCCAAUGGACGUUGACAAAUCACAAGAAGUUCAGAAAUUGCAAAGUCUGAUACAACAAGCUGCAGCCAACGGAGUCAAGAACACCGAGGAAAAUUCCGGUGCAAGUCCAGGAAAAGAAAGCUCGAGAUCCGUAAAAGGAGAAGGAAUCAAGAAAAGGUUGUAUGGUCAAGAUAGUUAUGAUGGAGACUAUUCAACAUAUGGUCUUGGAAUUGACAUGGUAGCAGGAACGCGAGAAAGUGCUUAUGAUUCUG
This is a messenger RNA of Acaulospora morrowiae, 534 nucleotides long. The record is from the annotation of a GenBank genome assembly. NCBI's taxonomy places the organism in Eukaryota, Fungi, Glomeromycota, Glomeromycetes, Diversisporales, Acaulosporaceae.